This is a messenger RNA of Solanum stenotomum, 537 nucleotides long. RefSeq lists its product as uncharacterized. The record is from RefSeq and is a predicted model, not a curated record. Bases 1 to 537 code for a protein of 178 amino acids. The transcript has a single exon. Lineage: Eukaryota; Viridiplantae; Streptophyta; Magnoliopsida; Solanales; Solanaceae.
AUGUCUGAUCAAAAGGAAUUCCUUAGCCUUAAGAAGACCUUCUUUUACAAUUUCUUUCCAUCAAAAGAAGAAGAAGAAGCUUGCAAACUUAACAACACUCCACAUGUAGUGACUCGAGAACUAAUUGAGAUUAGGGAUAUAUAUCCUCCCCCAAAAAUCGAUCUGGAAAACCCAUGGCAGAUCAAGAUAAAGAUUACCAGUUAUGAGGUUGAGGCAGGAGCCCUGUUGAUUCCAUAUAUCGAGACGUUUGAGUACAUUCUUCGAUACUGGACACUGGACCUAGCCAAAAUUUUGGUGAACGGAUGCGGGGUGUGUGUUCAAGUGUGGGAUGUAACAGCAGAUAGUGCUCCUAAGAAGUAUGAAGGUGAGCGUGUUUACUUAUGGAAGCUGUGCAACGAUGACUAUGCUCUUUCGUGCAUUGAAUUGUUCAACAGUAGCAGAUUGGCGGUUGGUGAUGAAAUUGGGCUGUUUUGGGAUCCUAGAUCUUCAAAUUUUAUGUUCAAAUUACUAUCUCAAGUUAAAGGUCCUACAAUUUAG